AAGAUGAACGCCGCUACCGCUCUCCGGGCCCGUAUGGCCACUUCCUCCAUUGCCCGCCGUGGCUUUUCCACCACCCGCGCCCAGCUCGGUAGCCCGUACCACUACGCCGAGGGCCCUCGCUCCAACAUCCCCUUCAACCCCCUGACCAAGCACUUCUUCUGGAGAUACUGGAGCUUCAUGACCGUCGGUUUCGGUCUUCCCUUCGGCAUUGCUGUCUGGCAAACCUACAAGUCCCGUUAA
Aspergillus campestris IBT 28561 is the source of this 240-nucleotide messenger RNA. Its product is annotated as cytochrome c oxidase VIIc family protein. NCBI's taxonomy places the organism in Eukaryota, Fungi, Ascomycota, Eurotiomycetes, Eurotiales, Aspergillaceae. Gene Ontology annotation, biological process: mitochondrial electron transport, cytochrome c to oxygen. Bases 4 to 240 code for a protein of 78 amino acids. The record is from RefSeq and is a predicted model, not a curated record. The transcript has 3 exons.